This is a messenger RNA of Batrachochytrium dendrobatidis JAM81, 2202 nucleotides long. RefSeq lists its product as uncharacterized. NCBI's taxonomy places the organism in Eukaryota, Fungi, Chytridiomycota, Chytridiomycetes, Rhizophydiales. The transcript has a single exon. The record is from RefSeq and is a predicted model, not a curated record. Bases 1 to 2202 code for a protein of 733 amino acids.
AUGGCUACAAAAAGUGGUAGCCAUGGCGUAUUUACAGCUUCAUUCUUUAACCAUCCAACCCAAAUUUCAACGCUUCCCGUAAGCAAAAAUCGUAGCGUUUCCCUGAAUCUAUCAACCUCGUCUGCAUCUAAUUUUGAACAGUUCAAUCGAAAUAAAGACUCGAAUCGUGCUGCCUAUCCCGAGUUGGCAUCUACUGUCAAUACACCAUUUACUGAAAGUUUGAAUUACCUCCCAAAUACUUUCAAGCAUAUCCAAAAGAACGAUGCUCAAAGUUGUAAUACUGCCACGGUAGAUAUCAAUAGUGCUAGCAUUUCCUCACCAAACACCAGCUCAUCGUUUCCUCAAAUAGAUUCGUCUGUAGAUACUUCUAUUCAAGUAAAUCAGCUUGAUUCUGUACAGCACACUUCACACUUGUCUUUGAACAUGCCACUUCAAAAUGCUACUCAAUCUGAUAUCAAUAAUAGCUCGAUAUUUUCAUUCCAGAGUAAUUGUUUAAAUCAUGAAAUCAUAUGCGAUAUAGCGGCAGCCUUGUUCAUCUUGAGAACUACUCUUAUUUUUCAAGCAGAUUCGUCAGGAGUAUCUUUGACCACUCUACGCAACUUCUUGCUCGGGUUUGUGCCAUUCGAGUUAUUUGUCUAUCAAUCUAUGCAGCUGCAUCAUGAAUACCUUUCUAAAGGCGGCAUAGGAGAAUUCGCAUUUACCACCAUGAUACUGAUGUGUAUGUUUGGGAUGGGUUGGACUGUUCCAUCGCUGUUUGCUUUGAACAGAGACUCUCCUAUUGCAUUUUUAAUCAUGCUUGUGUGCGGAAAGUUUAUUUUUUCAGUGACGAAAAUUCUGCUUUCCGUGCUGGGUUCAAGUCAGCCCAUGAUUUUGGCCAUUAAAAGUAUAUUGGACUUGUUGCCUGUUGGGUUUUGGAUAGCUGCCGUUUGGGUUGUACCUAUUGAUCGAUACAUGAUGUUUCUGAUCUUGGGUGUGUGUACAGAUGUUGCAAGUUGUGUUGUAAUGGAUGGAUUGGAUAUAUGGAGUGUAAGCUUACCUCGUUGUACAACACGAAUGGCGGCCGACCGGGAUUUAACUGCAGUAUCAAAUCAACGUCAUGCAGCAAUGGAUGGAAAAAUUCAAUCGCAGAAGCAAUUGGCUGCAAAAGGCAUUGUGUAUACAACGGCUUUGAUUAUUGUUGGGACAACAUACAUGUUUCCCUAUCGCUUGGGGACAUACUAUCCUGACACGGUGCUCACUAUCAAGUUUAACAUUUUCAAUUUUCUUGUCGGAUCGUCUGGAUUAAUCAUUCUAUUCUCAUUACAUGCCAUGCAUGUCAUUUCCUGUGACUGGAAAACCCCAUAUGUGUUCAAUUUUUCAAAAGUCAUUGCAUCCAAGUCUUUAUUCAGUGGAAAAAAAGCAUCGUUUAAUUCUAUAUUAAGAUCUACCUCAACAAUGAACAACUAUGAGCCUACUCAAAACAAUCGAUCAGCAUCCAAUAGUAUUCAAAAUAACUCAGCAGUCUCGAGAUCAAAUUUGAAUGGUAUACACGGUUUCAAAUCUCAAUUCAUGGAGUUGCUAAACGACACUCGACGGUAUUAUACAUCUCUGAUUCUCACAAAGUGUUUGCAUUGGUUUCAUAUGACAUUUCACAUCAUUCUUGUUGUCUUUAUUGCGGCAAUUCAACUUCAACUCACGUCCAUGUACAAACAGUUUAUGGGUGCGCCUGUGAAUGCACCAAGAUUCCCUGUUGACAUGUCAAUAUCCAACGAUUUUGCUGGAUUGACGACUCAAUUCAACGCUACUGGUGUAGACUAUCUUGAUAUGAUGAUUGCAUUCAAUUCAAACUCGACACUGGGUUUAAAAACAUCGCGACUUGCAAGUUUACCAUCAUGGACACCUAUUUCUGUCACUCUAGUUUGUGCUGGAUUGUGUGUCAUCAUUAUAGCAUGUGUUGGGGUUUUGCUAACGUGGUUGGCAGCACUGGAUAAUCGUCUUUUACAUUCGACUGUUGUUGUAUGGGGUCGAGUGUGGCAUAGUGUUGGACGACUAAGUGUAUUUAGAAUUACUGUUGGUAUUUUGAUUGUAGUUUAUGGAAUUGUGGAAGCAACGUGUCAACCAAGCGGUAUAGAUGCAUGUCUGUUUUUUGGGUUGGCUGGAAUUGUUGGACUGAUGAGUAUUUUCGAAGAGAUUCGAAAGCAAAUUUCCAUCAAAAACGUAUAG